UGAGGUGCAGCAGUUAUAUUAUUUCUCUUUGUUAUUUAUUUUAGUUACCUGUAUCAUUUUCAUCAAGAUUUUCAUUAGUAUCUACAUCAUUUUCAGGUCAGCAAUAAGUUGAAAUAAUGUGCCCUGAUAGCGAACUGAAGACUAUUGCCAAUUUUGUGUUGUACGUGCCAAUUUAAAUUCAGCCAUGCCAAUGCUGAAUGCGGUUGUGGGUUUCACCGUUCCGUCGUUUCCAUCCUUAGGGGGUCGAAUCCUUCUCAACCAACGCCUCUACUCUCCGAUCCGGGCUGGACGGGUAGUGGACGAAGAGUCAUCUGCGCUGCACGAUGGGUCUGCCGUCGUACCUGUGCGCGGCAGGCGCGGUAGCCGUGGGCCUGUACCUGGUGCGACGGUGGCGGGUGCGACAGUGGGGCCGGUGCACCAGCCAGCGCGACAUGACCGGCAAGGUGGUGCUGGUGACUGGCGCCAACAGCGGGCUCGGCCUCGAGAGCACGCGCCUGCUGGCUGAGCGCGGUGCCGCAGUCGUCAUGGCAUGCCGCGACAUGAAAAAGGCAGAGGAGGCGCUGCAGAAAAUUCGGAGGCACACGCAGAACGGACAGCUGAUUCCGAUGGAGCUGGACCUCGCCGACUUCGAUUCUAUCAAAUCGUUCGCUCGUCACUUCAAGGAGCAGUUCAGCCGUCUGGAUGUGCUGAUGAAUAACGCCGGCGUCGUCUAUCCGGUGGAGGCGCACAAGCGCACCGCCCAAAACUACGAGAUCCACUUCGGUGUCAACCACCUGGGCCACUUUAUGUUGACGGGCUUGCUGUUGGAUCGACUCCAGACGGGUACGUCCUCGCGCAUCGUCAUAGUCGCCUCAGGUCUGUACAAGAACGGCCGCUUCGACCUGGCGCACAUCGCCAACGGCGACAACCUCAAACAGGAGGGCUACCUAAACCCGGCCUACGCCAACUCUAAGCUGUGCAACGUGCUGUUCGGCCGCCGGCUGGCGCGGCUGCUCGAGGGGAGCGGCGUGCACGUGUACUCGUGCUGUCCCGGGUGGGUGUACACCGGCCUGUCUCGACACUCGCGACUCUCCUGGCUGAAAAUGAUCCCCGCCCUGCCAAUAAUGUUCCUGUUCAUGCGCACCGUAGGCCAGGGCGUGCAGACGCAGCUCAACUGCGCCAUUUCCGAGGAUCUGGAAAAGGAGUCGGGUCACAUGUACGUCGACUGCAAGCGUGCCCAGUACGCCCCUGUGGCUCAGGACGAGCGCGCCAUGGAUAGUCUGUGGGACCUCAGUGCUCAGCUGACCGGAGUGCGGUUUCACACCACGGAGCUAGAAAGGGCACAGAGUGAAGAUUAGAGACAGGGGUUAGGCCUGAAACAAAGGUUAACACCGACUGAGCCGGUGCCAGGGGCGAAACGACCACCCGCUGAGUGCAGUAUUGUGACAGAGAUAAAAUGACUAAGCGGUCACAGUAAAUAAGAGUGGUUAGGUGGAGUCAUGCUAUGGACUUUGAGAACUUCGUGAUAAAGCCGGGCUUCCGCUAAGCCGGACUGACGAGGCGUUGCUGUUAAUCGCGGAAAAAAUACCGACGGGCGGUUGGUAUACAACUGUACAGUGUACAGAUAGUAGGUACUGAGGAGUAAUUAUUUUUUCUAAAUAUUAAGACCUCUGGAGUAACACCCAAGGUGUUGCAUUCGGCGGUAAGGCUGUUUAAUCUUUAGGUGAAAUGAGGAUGUGACAAUAGCAUGGCUGAAACGCGUUAGUAUCCCUUGUGUAAUCCUGUAGCAUGCAUUCAUGGAGAGAACAGCCUUCAAAUGGAAAUGCUGCGGUAAAAAAGGAUAAAAUAAUCGAAAUUCCUGGAUUGGCGAUUUCUUUCAGGCACUACAGUGAGUAAGAUUUUCCGCCCAUUUUCGAGCUUCAUGACAAUUUUCGUUGGUAAGGCUAGCACCGCGGGAUUCGCUUCGAUAUUUUUUAUUUACCCAUAGCGGGAUGAACUAGCUGAAAUAUGUGUAGAUUUACACUAAAGAUUCUCUAUCUUUGAAUGAUCUACGCUAGCCCAUGGUUAAUCCCUGGUACAGUAUUCCAGUUACUUAUAUAGAUAUUUGGAUUCCGCAAUCUGCCCUUAUGUAUAAAGUAUUUCAAACGGUUGAGAUGUCCAAUGUCCAUGCAUACACAUCGCGUCAGGCGGCCAUUAUAUCAGUCCGGCGUGGUGAGAGUCGUGUCAGUGAAAUGUUGUGGCUACAUUAUCGUUGUACUUCUGCCAUCCAUGUGAUCGAGAGUCAAGGCCGUGCUAAGCGUGUGAGACUAUCAGUCCGAACAGUGACGGUGGUGGGGAGGUGUUUGGGCUCGUCUUUUGUUUGUUGAUUGCAUUACUCAAUAGAAGCUUCGUUCUGUGUUAUCAAAUAUAGCUCGUUCUCUGAUUA
Molecule: messenger RNA, 2404 nt
Organism: Amphibalanus amphitrite
Lineage: Eukaryota; Metazoa; Arthropoda; Thecostraca; Balanomorpha; Balanidae
Product: retinol dehydrogenase 12-like
Exons: 3
Coding region: 324-1337 (337 amino acids)
Source: RefSeq, a predicted model, not a curated record